CCCCGCCUUUCUCGCCGCUGCUUUCCCUGGGCGAGCGGCUGCCGCUGGCCGCGCCGCGUUGCAGGCGAGGAAGGGGGAUCCAACAGGUCGCCUGCCCGGGCGGAGGUGCCCCGGUCCCCGGGAAAAGGCCCGCUCCCCAGCCAGCCAGCCGACCAGCCAGCCCGCCCGGGGUGCGCGAUGCGGCGUCUCUCGCGGCUCCUGAGCCUCCUGCCUUGUCCGUCCCGCAGGCCAAAAUCCUGAGCAUGAUGGAGGGCAACCAGCAGCUGGCCCUGCGCAUCGACGGAGCCCUCCAGGCGGCCGGCCAGGAGGUGAGCGCCUUGCGAGCCGAGCUGACAGCCACCAGCCGGAGACUGGCCGAGCUCAGCGCCUGCUCCGGCGCCGGAGGAGGAGGCGGAGGAGGAGGAGGCAGCGGCAGCAGCAGCAACAGCAGCCCCAACGCCACGGAGAUGGCCGCGGCCGGCGGCGCCAUGGAGAACAGCCAGCCCAGCCUGCAAGUGCUUCUCCGGGAAGAGGUGUCCCAGCUUCAAGAGGAGGUUCACUUGCUCCGGCAGAUGAAGGAAAUGCUAACGAAAGACCUGGAGGAAACCCACGGCGGCAAGUCGACGGAGAUCCUCUCGGCCACCGAGCUCAAGGUCCAGCUGGCGCAGAAAGAGCAGGAGCUCGCUAGAGCCAAAGAAGCCCUCCAAGCCAUGAAAGCUGAUCGGAAGCGUUUGAAGGGGGAGAAGACCGACCUGGUGAGUCAGAUGCAGCAGCUCUACGCCACCCUGGAAAGCCGGGAAGAGCAGCUACGGGACUUCAUCAGGAACUACGAGCAGCACAGAAAAGAAAGCGAAGAUGCGGUCAAAGCUCUUGCGAAAGAGAAAGAUCUGCUGGAGCGGGAGAAGUGGGAGUUACGCCGGCAAGCCAAAGAUGCCACGGACCAUGCCAGUGCUCUUCGGUCGCAGCUGGACCUGAAAGACAACCGAAUGAAGGAACUGGAAGCUGAGCUAGCCAUGGCAAAACAGUCCUUAGCAACGCUGACCAAGGAUGUACCCAAGCGGCAUUCUUUAGCCAUGCCCGGGGAGACGGUGCUCAACGGAAAUCAGGAAUGGGUGAUGCAGGCCGACCUCCCGCUGACGGCUGCCAUCCGACAGAGCCAGCAGACGCUGUACCAUGCCCACCCCCAGCACACGGUAGACCGUCAAGCGGUCCGCGUGAGCCCGUGUCAUUCCCGACAGCCUUCCAUCAUCUCUGAUGCGUCGGCAGCAGAAGGCGACCGGUCGUCCACGCCGAGCGACAUCAACUCCCCGCGGCACCGAACGCACUCCCUCUGCAAUGGAGAUAGUCCUGGACCAGUACAGAAAAACUUGCACAACCCAAUUGUCCAGUCUCUAGAGGACCUCGAAGACCAAAAACGGAAAAAGAAGAAAGAGAAAAUGGGCUUCGGAUCCAUCUCCCGCGUCUUUGCCAGAGGGAAGCAACGGAAAUCGCUCGACCCCGGGCUCUUCGAUGGUACCGCCCCCGAUUACUAUAUCGAGGAGGACGCCGACUGGUGACGGCCUGCCUCUCCCGCUCCCGCUUCUGGUGUGCGUGCGUGUGUGGGAGUGUCUGUGUGCGCAAGCAAAAAAAAGCCUCUAACCGAACCCAGCGGAUCGUGAGCCCGUGGCCUCUAAUGUAACCCGCUGUACAUAAACCCCCAGCGAUCCCCUGUGUGAACCCCCUGCCCCGCCCCCAUUAACUGUUGUCUAUGGAGCGAUGCCAGUCGUGUUGUGUGACCUUCCCUGGUUCUGUUCUGGGGUGUGCUUUCUUUUUUAUUUGUUUUGUUUCUCCCUGCCCCCCGCCUCCUCCGACCCUGCUUUCCCCGCAUUUCUUUUUUACUCUUCUUUUUCCUCUUCGUCCCCCCCUCCCCCUUUUUUUUACGAAACUUGAAAAACUUGAAGGACUGCUGUGUAUCUGUAAAUAACAACGACGACGAGGAAUAUUGUGCACUGUGUGCUUGUAAAUGUCUCCUGUCCCCCAAAAAGCUGUUCUCUCCCCCCUCCCCCCUUUUUUAUUGCAUCCCACCCUGAGAUGACGUCUGCGUCUCGUGUGUUUUUGCCAAGAUGGCUGCCGAAAGGGAGAAUUGGUGUGUCCUGUUCUCGUGGGGCGGACGCGCUAUCUCAUGGCGAGCCAGCAGUUCAGAAGUGUGUUUGCAGCAGGGAUGGGCAACAGCCUUGUCUUAUGGGCAAGAGAUCCAGCCACCAAGUCAAGCUUGUUGGGCUAGACUGGAGAGGAAGACCACUCUGUUGCAUGAAAGCUUUCCCCCCAAAAUCCAAAUGGCAGGUGUGGGACCCCCAGUCUGGAUUGAGACCUUGGUGUGGAAUAGCUUUUUGCUCUCCUUGCAGUCCUGCUCCAAUGCAAGUAGGAGAUGCCAGACACUGAUUUGGAUUGGGUCCACAGCAAGCAGGUGGGGGUGAUGAAUUGAAUCCCAAACCCCUCCCACCAGGGUUCUGGUCCAGCCUGCAGACACCACCUCCCAUUCUUGUAAUGGUUGGAUAUGUGGAUGGCGUCCCCUCUGCUUUGAUCACUUUUGAAACCUCCUACUGAAUUUAAGCCAAGGGGUUGUAUCCCUACUCAGAGGAGACCUGUUGAGAUUAAGGGACCUAACAGAGUCAUGUCCAUUAAUUUCCAUGGUCUGCUUUGAGUAGGUGUUAUACUGAAUGCCAUCCCUAAGGUAAAGGGAAUUUCUGUGCUGCCAUAUGGAGUUCCCUAAGACUGGAGAAGUUGGCCAUCCCUGCUCUUGCACAAUCGUAUCGCCAGAGAAAUCUCACCGUGAGGCAAGGAGUCCCUGUCGGCAAUAGGUUGCCUCCUCUUAUAAAUAUGUCGCUCUUGAGGUGGUGAAACCAGGGCUGUACCUAUAGGAAGAGAGGCUGUGAGGACCAGCCACACUUUCAGAAUACUGGAGGACGCGUCCCAGUGCUAUUUUUCUAGAAAAAGAGGUGCCGGAGCUCACCAUGAAAUUCUCCAAUGGCGCAAUGGCACCCACCUGAGAGUUGCUGGAGCUGAGCUCCAGUGAGCUCCGGCUGAAAACAAGACCCUGCCAUUUCCUAAAUGUGCAGUGUUAGUUUUAAAAAUGUACGUUUCUAGUCCUUUUAGUUGUGAAGAUAUCAGGAAAACCAGGAAGAGGAGGUGCUAUCCUGUCACUCACUGCAGACAUUGCUGCCUUCCAUUGAAAGCAAAGAGAUGGUAAAGGUAAAGGUACCCCUGACCAUUAGGUCCAGU
Messenger RNA from Podarcis raffonei (Aeolian wall lizard), 3240 nucleotides. RefSeq names its product kazrin, periplakin interacting protein (gene KAZN). The record is from RefSeq and is a predicted model, not a curated record. Bases 243 to 1535 code for a protein of 430 amino acids. The transcript is spliced from 8 exons. Lineage: Eukaryota; Metazoa; Chordata; Lepidosauria; Squamata; Lacertidae.